Molecule: messenger RNA, 1195 nt
Organism: Kockovaella imperatae
Lineage: Eukaryota; Fungi; Basidiomycota; Tremellomycetes; Tremellales; Cuniculitremaceae
Product: hepatocellular carcinoma-associated antigen 59-domain-containing protein
Exons: 6
Coding region: 75-941 (288 amino acids)
Biological process (GO): mRNA splicing, via spliceosome
Cellular component (GO): spliceosomal complex
Source: RefSeq, a predicted model, not a curated record
UUCCGGGUCGGAUUUCAGGAUUCUCUGAGCAUCAUAACAGAGUCAUUUCACUAUUCUACCUCUGAAGUUGGCUCAUGUUCAAGAAGCGGACGAGACCUGCAGGGGUCAGAGGGAAGGAUACAGCAGAGAACGAGGAUGAAGGCCAAAAAAUGGAAGACUCCUCAACUGCCGGCGAGGAUGGGGAAGAUGGGUUGAGUGUCGAUGAGCUCAUCAUGCUGCGGAAGCUUCGGAAAUCAAAGCAGGGAAUCGAUCUCGAAAAGCUGAACAGAGGAGAACACAGGCAUAGGAAGAAGAAUGAGGAUGCUGGGCUGCAGAGAUACGGCUUACAGACGAGGGACGAGGAUGUGGACGAGGAACUGGAGGAUGAGAAGGAGAGGGCAAAGAGAUUGGUCAGGAGCAACAAUUUCACUCAACAGACGAAUGCUUUGGACGUGGAUAAGCACAUGAUGGCGUACAUCGAGGAAGGUAUCGCCAAACGGAAGGGAAACACUGCAAAGGAGGGAGAAGAGAUACCGAAACCUUACGAUCCUCAGGCAGAGCUGUAUAGGAUUCCGGAACGUUUCAAAUCACUCCCUUCGAUCAAGACAGAGGACGAAGAGGGCAACUUGACUAAUUCAUUGGGAAUGCUCAGCGCCAUCCCGGAAGUCGAUUUGGGCAUGGACAACCGUCUGAGAAAUAUUGAGGAGACAGAGAAAGCAAAGCGAGAGAUGAUGGAGCAACGAAAGACGGCCGCACGCCACAAGCCUGAGGAGGACGACUUUUCUGCUGCUCGAUUCUUCCGAUCCAAACUCAGGACGGCUUCCGAUAUCUAUGCCGCGGAGGACGCAAAGCGUGAUGCUGCAGCUGCUCAGAAUGCCCAGAAUCAAGCCAGGAACUACAGAGAACCAAGACAUGAGUCUGCGACGGAUGAGCAGGUAUAUGAGAGGUUCAAGAAGAGGUGAGUCCAGCUAAACUUUGUUCAAGCGGUUCUGGCCCUCGCCUAGAGCUGAAUCAAACCUGUGCAGGAUGAAGAAGUAGAUUGUGCAGAAAGAAGAGACGCUUGCACCUAGACGUCAUUGACAUUAUGUUGUACCAAGAUAGCCUAAUCUUCUAUGCAAAUGCAGCAUCUUCACCAAUCAUCUCUCAUCCUCCGAGCUCAUUAAUCCACUUUGACCUGUCAUAACCGGCCGUAUAUUUUCUCCCAACUCAAAAUGAC